Molecule: messenger RNA, 2319 nt
Organism: Hemisphaericaspora subhashii
Lineage: Eukaryota; Fungi; Ascomycota; Pichiomycetes; Serinales; Debaryomycetaceae
Exons: 1
Coding region: 1-2319 (772 amino acids)
Molecular function (GO): protein binding
Source: RefSeq, a predicted model, not a curated record
AUGUCCUUGCCAUACAAAAUGAUGCUAGACUCUUUACCAGUAGAGGUUAUAGAGAAAAUACUUGAAUAUGUCAAAUUAGAAGGAUUGAUCCAAUUGAUAGAACAUAAUCAAUUCUUAUCUCAGAAUUUAAAUAUAAAGGCAGCCAUGAAUCAAUUAAUUUGCAACACGAAUAUUUCCUACAAUAAUAGAAUUACUCAGCCAUCAUUCUUACAUAUGUAUUGUCGAACUCCAACUUAUAUUGAUAAGAACUCCUUACAAUUCCUUCCUCGAAUAUCUUCCCUUUUUAAUAUAAUUGACUAUUGCAUAGAAGAGCAUCUUCAAUCAUCAAUUACAAUUAGUUUCUAUAUUUGGUUAUUGAAAGAUAUUGAUGAAUUUUUACUGACCAUUACCCUGAUAAACAACAGUGUAGAUUCAAAAAUGCGUUUUAAUAUCGAAAUUGAAUUCAAUCGUGGAUUGUUAUACAACUUAAGUUUAAAUUAUAUCUUUGACGUUUUAGCAGAUCAUUUGGGUCAAGGGAUUGAAUCAAUUACAGUCUAUAACUAUAGUGGAAGCUUCACAUUUCAUAUUGCCCGUUUUCCAAAAUUACGAAAUAUUUGGUUUGAAGAUAGUAACGUUAAAUUUGGACAAAGCUUUCAAUUUGCCACUGAUAUGAAGACUUUGACAAUACAUCCAAAUCUGUUUGGUUGGAAUAAUAAUCAUCCUGUAUACUUGCAUAAAUCUGUGCCGCAUUCUUUACAACGAUUAAAGUUAGGUAGUUGUGUAAUUAAAGAAAAGUCUAUUAAUUAUGGAAUUCCUCAAGAUCUAGAAUCACUCGAUUUAACCAGAGUAGGUGAUCGUACUGAUUUUCAAUAUAUCAGACCAUUAAUUGAACAAAAUUUAUCAAAUAAUCUAAAGGAAUUGAGUGUUGAUUAUUUAUGGGGAGCCGAAAGUCGUGUGAUGGAUUUGGAUAUAAUAUUAUUUGAUAUACCAGAGAAUUUCCAAAAAAUGCAACAAUUAAAUAGAUUUGCAAUUAUUGGAUUGAAUAGAAGUAUUGAUUUCUCAUCAUUCAAAUUAACCGACCUUACAAUCAAGGGUACUCAACACUCAAGAAUCAUAAAUGAAUGUCAUUUUCCAAUAACUUUGAAAAAAUUAGAUAUUAGUAAUAACCAUCUAGCUGAUUUAUCUAACAUUGAUAAAAACCUACCUGAACUUUUAGAACAUUUAAAUAUUGCCGAUAAUCCAAUUGAUUGGGAUUUGUAUAUUCCAAAAUUUGAAAAAUUUAACAAGUUAAAGAAUUUGAAAUUAUCGAAUACUCACGUAAGAUCACAUUUGACAAAGAUCAUAUUUCCCGAUUCAAUCGUGGAGUUAUCUUUGGAAGUCAAUCAAAUAUCUUCAAUUGAAAAUGUCCGUUUCCCUGAAAAUCUUUCCAAUUUGGGAAUUGGUUCAAAUUUGAUUAAACAUGUCCAUCGACCAAGUUUUCCGCCGGGGUUAAAGACAGUUCAUUUGACGGAAAAUAAAUUAUCGGGUCCAUUGGACCUAUCGAAGAACAGUUCGGGAAAAGAAUUGAAUAUCGAAAUCCUUUAUUUGAAUUAUACGUUAUUAUCAAACAUUCAAGAGAUUAAUUUACCCAAUAAUUUAAGAAUAUUAAAUUUUGAUUAUUGUAUAAUGAAAAAUAUAUCAAAUAUCGAAUUCCCAGCAUCAAUUCUUGAAUUAAGUUUAAGUGCUUGUGAGAUAUCCACUAUGAAGAACAUUUCAUGGGAAUCAGGGUCAAGAUUGAGAUAUAUUUGUUUAUCCCACAAUGAACUAUCGAAAUUUGAUAUUAAAUUCCCGCCAUCGGUAGAAACGAUUAAUCUUGCCGGUAAUAAGAUUUCCACCGUUAAUCCUAACGUAUUCAAUAAUCUCGAAAAUUUACAAACAUUAAUCCUUUCUUCGAAUAAAUUUGAAAGAUUUGUUUAUCAAUUCAAUUCAAUCAGCUUACGAAGUCUAGAUUUAUCAUUUAACAAUAUUAGGAUCUUAAAUGUUGCAUUUCCAAAGAAUUCAAUUACCGAACUUCGAAGCAUUAACUUAUGUCUGAAUAAAUUGACGAAUUUAACCCCUGUUAUGAUAGGACAUGAUAGAGACUUGACGUUUCAUAAUAAACUUAUUGAAAUUGAUAUUACAGAUAAUAGAAUCAAGGCUGAUGAUAUAGAGAAGACAGUAGGUGAAUUUCCUUCCAGUCUAAAGUGUUUAUUUGUGGGUUAUACGGGAGAAAGAGAUAGGUUUGGGUAUGAUAUUGCUAGUAAUAUUAUUGAAGGUAGAUAUUGCCCUACUAAAAGAGUUGAUGUUCCAAUUCAUGAAUAG